Molecule: messenger RNA, 804 nt
Organism: Fulvia fulva
Lineage: Eukaryota; Fungi; Ascomycota; Dothideomycetes; Mycosphaerellales; Mycosphaerellaceae
Exons: 1
Coding region: 1-804 (267 amino acids)
Source: RefSeq, a predicted model, not a curated record
AUGAACCACCUCGCACCCGACGCCAACCUCUUCCUCAGCAAGCACAUUCCAAGCUCCUUCCACGCAACUCCUCCCUCUCCCCAAAAGGUUCUCCACAUAUCCUGCGGUACAGGCGAUCUAACCCACCAGCUCGCCAAAAAAUUUACAGCCGCUCAGGUAAUCGGCAUCUCCCCCAAAUCCGUGGAUGCCUCCCGUCACGGUCGACUGUCCAAUCUCAUGUACAUCAAAGCCACGCUGGAGGAACUCGUGGAACGGGAGGAUAUGCUCUUCUGGCCGGGGACGUUUGAUUACAUUUUCCAGCGGGGCGGGAUGUGUUCGGUGGAAGGGUGGGAGGAGCAUAUUAGAAUGGUGGUAGGGUUGCUUGGGGAGGGCGGUAUGGUUGAAAUGCAAGAGUUGGGGUUGGAGGUGUUUGCGGGACAGGGGAGGGACGGGAUCGAGGAGGGGAGUAGUCUGAGUGAGGGUUGGAUGUGGUUGACGGAGGCAGAGAAGGGUGCCAAGGGAAUGGGAAUAGAUGUGAGAUGUGGCGAGAGGCUUGCGGGGCUGUUCAAAGAGGCUGGAUUGGAGGGUGUGAGGGAUGUUGUGUACAGGAUUCCGCUGAGAGGUCCCGUCGUUGAUGAAGCUGGUACAGAUCUGCAGCAAACGAUCAAGGCACAUCAAGACCUGCUGGAGAGGUUCUGCUCGAAGGGCAAGAGUGCUGAGGCCAUAUCCGGAUUGAAGGAGAAUGUUGCAGAAACGUUGGGCAGGUGCGAGGGUGGCGACUUUACUCAGAUGCACGUCGUGGUAGGCCAGAAAAAGAGCCCUUGA